GAUUGCGCUUAAAUUUAAGUCUGAGCAGUGGUGAAGGGCACAGUUCGCUUUGGAUUUACACCUAAACAGUACCUUCCAGAGCGCAAGCUGAUGUCUGUUUGGAUCUGUGGUUAUUAGGCUGAUAUUUCCAACAUCUCAGUUUUGCAGAUUGAAACCUUUUUUUGCAACCGGAGGACGAAACUGUGCCACGUUGGAGCUUUCCGAUGCGCAUCAAGGCAGGAUACAAUAGGUUAUUCAUACGGGAGGUUUAUUCUUCUCCUGAGUACUUGUCCUCGCAUAGCAUUAGUCAAAUAUAAACAGCUGGUGUAUGUGUUUAUAAAUCGCUUAAUCAACCUUCUUGCAGCUGGUGUGUGGAGAACAAAUUGCCAUAAGGCGUCCACCUCCCAGCGCGCACAAAUUCCUCUGAUGUGGAUCUGCCACACUUUGUCAAGCUUUUGUAUGGCUAAAGCAGGUGAUUUCUUACCGACAGGAUACAGUGUGAGGAGUUGAGUUUUUAUUGUUUCUGUCUUUAACGACUCUUACCACCACAAUACCAAUGACGACUGAGAAUAAUGAGAUGGAGAGCGACUCGCAGCUCCAGCGCUCUUCAGGCACAAUGUCCAUCCAACCGAUGACAUUUAAGCUACAGAGGCUAAAACGCUCCUUGUCCUUCAAGAACCUCAUGCGCAGUAAGAGUGUGGAGAACUUCUUCCAAAGGUCCUACAGUGAUGCUCGCCUGCCCCCGGAUUUCAUCUCAGACCCACCACCUCCUUCUCCCCCUCUUCUGCCUGGCUCUCCUGUCGUCAGCGACCGCUCACCAUCGAUUUCACCUUCUCUCAGCCCCAACCCCUCCAUCGCCUCACACUCCCCCUCUCUCAGCCUUUCCCCUUCACUGCCCACCAAACCUCCUCGACCUCAGAUUAACCACUGUUUCCAGGACCACGUCUUUCGCAAGCCCACCAACUGCCAGCACUGCAAGCAUAUGAUAGUGGGAAACUCCAAACAAGCUCUGCGGUGUAAAACGUGCAAGAUGGCAGCUCACCUGUGGUGUACCUCAGAAUUAUCACAGCAGCUGUGUCAUGGGAAGUCUGGAGCUUUCAAGCGAAACUUCAGCUCGCCGAUACUCGUCAGUGACCAAUUGGCUGUCGUCAAGGAAGUUCAUCCAAGUCAAGAGGCUGUACGGGCGCGUGUAGACCCGGUGUAUGCUGCCUUACGCUACGGGACCUCCUUGGCACAGAUGAAUCGGUCCAGUUUUGGCAGUUUGUCAGAGUCACCGACACGCAGCCUGGGGGAGGGAGGUGAUGAGAAGCAGCAGAGACAGUGCAGCAUGGAGGAGGAGAUAACUCAGGAGAUAGGGGGUAAACACUGCUACAUCCCUGCCCCUGACACUGAAAUCAAGAAGGAGGAAGAUGAGAGCUGCAGUCAAGCACAGUCACCUGCAGAGGAGAGCAGCAUGAAGGUGCCCAAACGCAUUGAAGUCCAUUCCAUCCACACCUAUGUAGCACUCUACAAGUUUCUGCCUCAGGAACCGAAUGACCUGCAACUCCAUCCCGGUGAUCGGGUGCAGGUCACUGAUGACUCUAAUGAGGAGUGGUGGAAGUGGCGGGUCAUCCAAGGUGUUCCUGGCAACCGAGACAGAGGGCACAUGGCUGUGAGGGAAUCCCAGAUCUGUGUGGGGAAGCGAGAAGAUGGCGAGAUGUUUCUGAAGCUGAGCAGUGGAAAGAAGAGAGGGCUGGUCCCAGCUGACUCCAUAGAGGAGAUCUGAGCCUCCAUUCUUCCACCUCUGCUUCUCGCAGGGACACAGCCAUCCUAGAACUGAACUCUCUCCCCAUCUUCUCCUGGAAACAAACGCAUCAGACUUAAACCAAACUGGACAGAAAGCAUUACAUGAUCUGGAACCACACCCACAGUGAAGGCAUGGUUUCCAGCUGAGUUGGUUUUCUGUUAGUCUUUAAUCAAGUGUAAAGUUGUGCAGUAAUCCUGCUGUUAGAAAGGAACUGUUUCUCAGCAGUCUAGCUGUUUCUGUGGGUUUAUCUUUUCAACUACAAGUCAAUGUUUAGUUAGAUGAGUCAAAAAUGCUUUAAUUAAAUUUGCUUGUCGAAUGCUGGUUCACAUUUAGUAUUUUCUCAUCAAAAAGCUGUCUAUCAGUGUGGGAGGAGGCUGAACCCUGUCAAGGGAACAUGAUGCUUCUGUCAAUGUCCUUUUCUUGUUUCUACCCACUCCGUAUUUCUCAUCGCUGCCUGCUCAUGUCACGGUAUCAAGCCUGGGAAUGAUAUGGGCUUCAUGCAGACUGCUACGCAACAUGAGGCGCUCGCCAAGUACGACCACUGCCAGCCAGAGAAUGCUACUGCCAUAAAGACAGACAGGGGGAUCAGAUGAAAGGAGAGCACACAAUUCAAAACCGCUCAGCAGUGUCAGGCUGGGAUGGAACUGUACUUGUCAACUUGAGAGUGCAGAAAGGUUUUCAAAGGGAAAUUGGAGGGGCUGGGGAUCUUUUCACAGGGAAAAAACUUAUUCAGUAAACAAUUACUAAGAAAUUAUAGAACAUUUUGCAUAAUAAACUUUCCCUUUUCAACACUCACAGGAACUGAAACUUCCAGGAAUUUGUUGAAAACGCACAUUUCCUAUUCUUUUAAUGACAUAACCAUAGAGGAACACAUAGUGCUUGUCUAGGCUCUACAUUUAGCUGUUUCACCAUUUUAAGCAAAUGCAGUGAAAUUUAAAAGGAGGGGAGAAGAAAUGGGAGAGUUUCUCUAGAAAAACUGGGACAGCAGUCAUUCCUUGUUUGGCUGACGCUUGAGAGCACCGAGCGAGAGAAGUGUCAACAUAUUCAAAUUGCAACAUUUACAAGUGGUCCUCACACGGAGGAGCGCAGCGGGCAUGAAAAGGUUGGUUUCUGCAGAGAUCUGCUGAAGAGCCCCAGCAGGCGCUGCAAGUGUUGUGCUGCAUUUUAACAUGUUUUCUAGAGUUCAAACAGCAGGAAAUACACUGCAGCCAGUCUGCCAGAAGAAAUAACAACAUCGUGUGAAUCUUUCUGCCCAUGACAAGCAGUCUAAGUUUCAGCUUCAAGGAGGACACGAGAAAACUGGGAAAAGCAAGUGCAGUGUCAGCAGAGAGAGGAAUGACACGAGUUAUGAGUCAGCAUGCACAUGCAGUUAAUGUUUUUACCCACAGGGUGCAGGAGUCAUCAUUAUUCAAAUGUCAGCUCCAUCUUCUGCUCCCUGUUUGACUUCCCAUGUCCUCUUAUUAUUGAUGCGACUAGUCAGUUCUGACAUAAAGUGAAGGUAUUUUUUGUGUAUGUAGGUACAGUCUGGUUGGUUUGAACUGUGGCUGAUUCAUUCAGGCCCCGGGUCGGCCCAGGCUCGAAUCCGGAACCAUCUUGCUGUGAGGUGACAGCACUAACCGCCGCGCUGCUACAACAGUAGAUGGUACUGCAAAAUAAAGACUGCUUAUCUUUUUUUUAAAACUCAUACCCCUAUGUUUUAUUUCAGAGCACUAACAAGUACUAGCUAUAAUCCUUCUUAAGUCUACAUUUCAAAACCAUUUAAGCCUUUAGAGACUGUGAGAAACACACUUCUAUUCUUGUGAGAACAAGAAUAGCACUUUAUCCUGUGUCAUCUGAAUAUGUUUUUGCUGAGGUAUCUCCCUCAUAAUGACUGAUGUCGUAUUCAGCAAUACUUCACCAGCAACUCAUCUUCAUGUCACAGUGGAGCUCUUCAGUCUAAUGGAUUACAAUCUGUUGGUUUGUCCUUGUUCGCUGGGUGUUUCUAAAGACUGAUGGUGAAAAAUGAAUUACGCAGCAGCAUAAACAAUACGCUCAUCCUGGAGAAAAAUAUGUCAGAGCAGAACUGGAUUUAUGAGCUUGCCCAUGUAAACAUUUUGCAAUGUUGCUUUGUGCCCAGUUUUAUGUAGCAUCACAUGUUCACAGCUUUGAAAUUUCAAAAUUUUAAGUAUGAUUGGAUGUUUCCUGAGUCCAAAGUCACUGGUUGGCCACAUACCUCA
Molecule: messenger RNA, 3981 nt
Organism: Monopterus albus (swamp eel)
Lineage: Eukaryota; Metazoa; Chordata; Actinopteri; Synbranchiformes; Synbranchidae
Product: SH3 and cysteine-rich domain-containing protein 2-like
Exons: 11
Coding region: 536-1744 (402 amino acids)
Biological process (GO): positive regulation of voltage-gated calcium channel activity; skeletal muscle contraction; positive regulation of protein localization to plasma membrane
Molecular function (GO): protein binding
Source: RefSeq, a predicted model, not a curated record